This is a messenger RNA of Hyposmocoma kahamanoa, 1840 nucleotides long. Its product is annotated as zinc finger protein 287-like. Gene Ontology annotation, cellular component: nucleus. Bases 120 to 1670 code for a protein of 516 amino acids. Gene Ontology annotation, biological process: regulation of transcription by RNA polymerase II. The record is from RefSeq and is a predicted model, not a curated record. Gene Ontology annotation, molecular function: DNA-binding transcription factor activity, RNA polymerase II-specific; RNA polymerase II transcription regulatory region sequence-specific DNA binding. The transcript has 10 exons. Lineage: Eukaryota; Metazoa; Arthropoda; Insecta; Lepidoptera; Cosmopterigidae.
GAAAUAAGUCCAUUUGUUGUGGCUGUUUGAGCUCAGAUAGAAAUCUGCGGGAAUUAGGCGAAUUUUUAGAAUUGUUUACCAAAAUUAACGAAAAUGUGGUUUAUGUAAACGAACACAUAAUGUUAUGUUGGGAAUGUAUGGCAUUGUUACGGAAAGUAAAUAUAUUUAGGCAUAAUGUUGCUGCGGCUCAGAUGGUACUCAGCUAUUAUUAUGACGUAGAGAAUCCACCCCAAACAUUAUCAAAACUAUCAAUUUUAAAACUACACGAUGAAGAAGAUAAACUACAAUUAGAAAUAAAACCACAAAUUGAAGAACAAUUCCCAAAUGUCAAGGAGUCAAAUGGAGAACAUAUUAACCUGUCAAUAGAAGUCCAAGUGAAGCAAGAAAAUGAGGAUAACUGUGUGGAUGAUAUUUUCAACGAUGGAUGCUCUAUUGACUAUGGCAUAGAGCUGAAUAAUAUUCAAGAUAUUAAACAAGAGCUGCAACACAUUGUCAAACCAAGAAAGAGAAAACCGAAAAAUAUAGGUCAAGAAAAUAAAUACAAAGAAAUAUUUAUACCUGAUCAUAAAUGUGAAGUAGUAAGACAGGAGAUAAGCCAAAAUGAAAUUAAUGAUUGGUUAGAGAAGGAGAGAAACAGUCCUUAUUACGAAGCAGCAAAGUUUAAAUGCGACAGUUGUGCUAUUAUUUUGAAGUCACGAAAUCGAAAUACGCAUUUUGACACUUUUCAUAAUCCGAGUAAGUACAGCAACCCGUACAAAUGCGAUAUAUGCCAGUGCAUUUUCUCUAAAAAGUCAACCGUAUCUCAUCACAUUAAAGAACAUCGCUACAUAUACACUUGUACAACUUGCGAUGUCACUUGUGUAUAUAAACAGAGUAUGAGAAACCAUUUGCUGGCACAGUCAAGAAAGAUGGUUUACCAGUGUUUGCUGUGUCCCGGGAGAUACAGUAGUAGAAGUCUUUUCUUCAGACAUUACAAAGAAGCCCAUCGCCAUUUUGUUUGCGAUUAUUGCAAUUCUAAAUAUAAAUCGAAACGGAUGUUGAUUAAACACAUUAUAACAAACCAUUACACGCCUAAAUGUCACAUCUGCAACAUAACGUUUAAAAAAUAUCGAAUCCAGCAAGAGCACAUGAAUAGGCAACAUGUCUACGCGCCUACAGAAGCAAAUUACUGCGCGCCGUGUGACAAGCAGUUCGCCAACGACGCUCAGUACCGGUAUCAUAUUUCCACAAGUGUUGCUCAUUCUCGAGAAAGGCGAACAAACAUGAAGAAGAAGGAGAAGGUAAAGUGUCCGCAAUGUCCAAACUUGUACCACAGGAGGAGCUGUAUGAUGAAUCAUUUCCGGCACGUGCACUUGAAGCAGACCAAGUACUUCUGCAGUAUCUGUGAAAGGUACUUCUUGAACAGCACGCGGUUGAUUGACCACCGACGCGAGAAACACGAAGGAUAUGUGCCCGUGAAGGACAAACUAUGCAACAUCUGUGGCAGAGGAUUUUCUACCAAUCGCAUUCUGACAAAUCACAUACGAACUCACACCGGGGAGCGUCCUUUCCAGUGUAACCUAUGCGAUUCAAAAUUCACGCAAAAAGUAGCACUCAAUUCUCAUGUUAAGUUUAUACAUAAGAAGUUUCGCAGGAACACUCGGCACGUCGACGGCAAUCAAUGUAAAUAAAAUAACUUUUAAACAGUAGUUAUUUAUUUCUCUACAGGUUUAUGGGUCAACAAGUUGGCCCUUGCAUUGUGUCACCGUUUCUAAGUCCAAAUAACUUGUCAGACUUUACAAUAUGUAUAUACAAUAAAUAUACAGUGAGAAACCCACCUGGCGCAGUUCUCCAUUUAUCA